Messenger RNA from Malania oleifera, 717 nucleotides. Its product is annotated as NAC domain-containing protein 67-like. Lineage: Eukaryota; Viridiplantae; Streptophyta; Magnoliopsida; Santalales; Ximeniaceae. The record is from RefSeq and is a predicted model, not a curated record. Gene Ontology annotation, biological process: regulation of DNA-templated transcription. The transcript has 3 exons. Gene Ontology annotation, molecular function: DNA binding. Bases 1 to 717 code for a protein of 238 amino acids.
AUGGAUGACGACGAUAUGUUCGACUGGGGCAGCAUCUGGCCCGACUUGUUGGAAGAACAAUCAUACGCUACCGGUUUUCGUUUCUACCCUACUGAUUCUGAACUCAUCCUUCAUUACCUGUCCAACAAAGUUGCCAAUCGCCCUGUGGAUCUCGCCGCCCCAAUUUUUGACGUCGACAUUUAUCAACACCAUCCCCUCCAACUUUCCGAGUGGUAUAGGGACCCUCGAAUAAAGGAGCUGUAUUUUUUCACUCCGAGGAACAAGAAGUAUCCAAAUGGGCACCGACCGCAACGAGCAGCCGACAAUGGGUAUUGGAAGGCUACCGGAGCCAACAAGCCCAUUCUAGACAAUGGUGCAGUCAUUGGGUACAAGAUAACUUUGAGGAGAAGAGGAUGGCUGCUGUCCUCUGCUGUGGUGGCUACUGUUUGGGUUGCCGGAGCACGAGAGUUGCAGAGGGCCUCUCGGGUUCUUGACUGGUUCUUGAGUGAAGCUGCUGCGGUGGAUCUACAGCUUGGACAGGGCUGUCACAAAGGCACUUCGGUGGUUUACUGGUGUGGAGGAAUGUGCUCGGGUGGAGGAAUACAGCUGCGGGCUGGAACAGGGGCAGCAACACGGGGAAACAGCACAGCAAAGCAAAAGGGCAGCAGUGGCGGCCUUCCUUCAGCAGUUGCAGCGGCUGUGUGUUCACGGGUAGAGGGAGUUGCAGCAAGGGAGUAG